Dromaius novaehollandiae (emu) is the source of this 4399-nucleotide messenger RNA. It is a transcript of the gene RERG, whose product is annotated as RAS like estrogen regulated growth inhibitor. Gene Ontology annotation, molecular function: GTPase activity; GTP binding. Lineage: Eukaryota; Metazoa; Chordata; Aves; Casuariiformes; Dromaiidae. The record is from RefSeq and is a predicted model, not a curated record. The transcript is spliced from 5 exons. The coding region runs from base 447 to 1046 and encodes 199 amino acids.
GGGCGGCACCUGCCGGGACGCGGCCAGGGGGAGCAGAGCCCGUGCGGAGCACGGGGAGGCGUGUGUGAAGCUCUCCAUAUAUACAUAUAUAUACAUAUAUAUAUAUAUAUGUAGCAUCUCCGCCCGGCUCCGCGGGCGCGGAGGGGAGGUGUGGGUGCAGCCGGUGCCGCCGGGCUCGCUGCGGCCAGCCGCGCCGCGCCGCGCCGCGCUGCGCCGCCUCGGGGGGUUGCAGGCGGGAGGCAGCGGUGGGCUUUCCUCGGAGGGAGAUGCCGGUGACCCCCGUUAGAUGAAACCGCGCCUAAAACACUGGGCAUUUCUGUCCGUUUGCGCAAGGCUCCAUAUUGACGUCACAAUGACACGGUGAAGCCUAAGACAGGAGCUGGGAACUGUUCUUCUGCCUCAGUUUUGAUAAGCCUGUGAAUUUGUCGACACUCCGUUCCUCCAGCAUGGCUAAGAGCGCGGAAGUGAAGCUGGCGAUCUUUGGUCGAGCUGGCGUGGGCAAGUCAGCUCUCGUUGUACGCUUCCUGACCAAACGAUUCAUCUGGGAGUAUGACCCAACACUAGAGUCUACAUAUCGUCACCAAGCUACCAUUGAUGAUGAAGUGGUUUCCAUGGAGAUACUAGACACAGCUGGUCAGGAAGAUGCUAUUCAGAAAGAAGGACAUGUCCGGUGGGGUGAAGGCUUUGUGCUGGUCUAUGACAUCACGGACAGAGGCAGCUUUGAGGAAGUGCUGCCACUUAAGAACUUGUUGGAUGAAGUUAAAAAACCCAAGAACGUCACUCUGAUCCUGGUGGGGAACAAAGCAGAUCUGGAUCACUCCAGGCAGGUCAGCACAGAGGAAGGUGAAAAGCUGGCCACAGAACUAGCAUGUGCAUUUUAUGAGUGCUCUGCUUGCACAGGAGAAGGCAACAUUAUGGAGGCCUUCUAUGAGUUGUGUCGUGAGGUACGGCGUCGAAAGAUGGUGCAGGGCAAGACUCGGAGACGGAGCUCCACCACCCAUGUCAAGCAGGCUAUUAACAAGAUGCUUACCAAAAUCAGCAGCUAAAAAGAGCUGUAUUAAGCUAGAGAAGCAUUAUAGAGCAUAUGAGCUUGGGGCAGGGAUGAAGCAAGCAGAGCACACUUUAGUAAAGGAUGGUCAAAGCUUUGCUAUUAAAAAAAUAGAAAAGACAAACCACACCACUGUCCUUUCUGAGUAACAUGGGUCAGACUUUUUUUCCUGUUUCAAAAUGUACUUAGCUUCUGGCUAACAUUAAAAACAAAACAAAAAAACUCCAAAGGACUAGAUGAUUGUGGGGAUUGGCACUGACAGAACAUCUUCUGCUUCUACAAUGCUGGAUCCAAUUCCCUCCAAGUUAGUAGUGCCUAAACAUCAUUUCCAACCAGCCAGCUACACAGUGGCCACUGGGGAGUAAGACUCAGUCCUCAGUCCAGCAACAACCAUCACAACUGAUAUGCUCAAUGACUGAAUACACUUAGAGGCUGCUGUGUUGUACCAGAAGUUUCAUCUGACACCUGUCACCAGCUCUAAACUGGCGCAUUGUGUGCUUUUACUCCAAGCUGUCCUUGCUCGUGUUUUUUUGUCAAAUCUUUGAGUGCCAAUGUAUGCAAAGUAUGCAAAAAAUAUAGGACAAAUAUUUUUCAGACCCUACAGUGAGUUUAGCCAGCAGGACACACAUUUCAACAGGUCUGAAGUUCAGUUGCUUUUCCAUAUCCUCUGAAACUGCAGACCUCAUCAAGAAAUAAUCAGCUUGUCCAGUGGCAUUUCAGCAUUUUCCCCUCAAAGUGCAGUGCUGUACUUGGGGGAAUUGGACUGUAUGUGCUGGGAAAUCAAACUAAAAAGAUAACCAUAUUACUAUUGAUUUAGUUAUGGGUAGUUUAUAGCUUUUGUUUACAUUUUUGCUUUUGGUCUUACUUCAAUUCAAGUAGUUCCUCCUACUCUGUCUUCUACUGAAAAAGAACUGAAACCAUAGGAAAGGCAAGCAUUUAAAGUCUCAAAUGUAAAUCAGAUGUAAAUGGCCUUUACUGUAUCAAAAGGCCCUAACUUCCAGCUGUUUAAACUUCCAGAUGUUGUUUGAAGCAAUCUGUGGUUUAAACCAGCACAGGGUUUUGUAAGUUAAUUUAGCACAUUCAAGUGAAAGUGCAUUUUAUCAGGUUUUGGUGCCUGGGAUACAAAGCAUGCAGGUUAUGUCUCUUACCAGUUAUAUUGCAGCCCUUUAGGCAUCUCAGUUUGGCGUCACGUAGAACCAUAGACAAAGGGUGGGAUGACAAAUGGGGAUAUUAGUUGUAUUCUCCUUUGAAGAGCAGCCCUCUCAUAGCAAACCACUCACAACUAUUCUCCACCGCUUUGCACUUUGUAUGGUUAUUUGCCUCUGUGAGGAAAGAACGCCAAAAUUCUAUCAAACACAAUUUGCCACAGAUGUAGGAGAGUGAGGAUAUUUGAUAUGAUAGCACUAUAUACAGUUAUAGUAAGCCACAUAAAUGGUGGAACAGACUGGAUAAUGAAGCCUGUAUAUCCCUGUGAACAGGGAGAAGUCCUAAGUUAGGCCUUUUCAGUAGGAUUGACUUAACGGUACUUCACCAAAGUAAAUUUCUUUAAAACAUUCUCUCAUCCACAUCUCUAACCCAAUCAACAUUAAGGACAUCACUUUCAAAUGUACAUUUUAUUUGGGCUGUUAUUUAUUUUCUCUGUUUACCCCAGUCUAGAUAGUGAAAAUUCACUCACUCUUUUGGAAUCCGUGUCUACAUUUUGCCCCCCAUAUUCAGGUAAGCUGCUGUACAUCAGCUACAGAUGCUGCAGUGGAAACUUCACUGUGUUGCUCUGGGCAGGAGUUUCUGGCAACAGAUGAAAUGUCUUUGACACAUCUGUUCCCAAACUAUUGGUCAUCUCUAACUUCUAUAAAAAGUCAGAUUUUGCCUUUUUAGUCCUGUUAGUAAUGCAGAAUCAAUACAAAUGUAAGAGAAUGAGCUAGCAUCUAUUUGUGCACCAGUAGUCAUUAGCUGAAGGUCUGAACUUGCAGUCAUGUAGGUUAUAACAUCAGGAGCGAGAGUGAGCAUUUGUUCAGGCACUAUUUUUAAAAUCAGUUAUGUUGCAUGAAUCUAAAACAAACAAAAUCUUUACCUGUAAAUCCCAUGUCAGUACAGUUGAUGAGGAAAGUCAUUACGUCAGUACUCUAAGCAACUGAUUUAUCCCUCUCUAGGACAAUAUGAACUGGUUUUUUUCUCUAAAAGCCUGUCUUGGGUUUCAGAGUAGAGCGACAUUUAAAAUACAAAAAUAUAAUAUAUGAAUUACAACAGAAAAUAAAUUAGUCAUAUUCAAACUGGGAGAGCUGAAAGGAAAGAGGAGCUAAGUUAUGGCCCUAAUAUUUUCCAAAAGAAUCUCAGCAAGUUACAUCUUUGCUUACACUGUCUGGUAUGGGGAAGUCGUAAAAUCCUGGUGAAAGAAAAUGUUCCACUGUGCAAACAUGACUUAUUACAUAAAGAACCUCUAAUAAAAAUAGUAACAUUCCUUUGCAAAGACUGAAUUUGGAAACUGCCGAAUAUGAUAAACAUUCAGUCAAAAAGGAGGCUUCUAUUUUGUGACCUUUCCUCCCACACAAACACAGAUUUCUUUACUUAAUUGCUCAUUAAUUUUUUUUCCUCUGUGUAAUGGGCUGCUUGUCAAGCCAGUUAUGAUAUAGAAUAUUAUAAUCUGUUGAUACAUACUACCUAGUAUUAAAUGCAAUCUGAUUUACUGUUGCUCACAAUGUUGCAACAUAUUAUCAGCUAUGCUAUAGAAAUGUCCUAUUUCUACAAUGUGAAAAUUGAGCCAAAAUGUGCUGAAGCAUUGAAAAGGCCAAAUGCAACAUGAACCCAAAUUCAGUAGCUUUUCCACAGCAGACAUGAACAGUUUAAAUUCUGUUUCUACUACUGCUAUUUAAAUGUACAUAUAUGACACUAGCAUUAAAUUCCUCUCUUCUACCCUUUUCGUUUCUGUGGGAAAAGGUUGAGAACAAAGAGAAACAAAAAAGGGGAAGAAAGGUGAGAUGGACACUUGUUUCCUACAACAAGUUGAUUGUCAUUUAUAAAGUUUUUAAAUAUUUAUCUUCAAUUGAUGAAGAGUUAGUCAUGCCCAUGCUGCAAGACCUGGAUCAGGAACCAAAACUUCCCUAGAACUUUAAGUAUCUUCAUAUCUGGGGGUUCAGUGCAACUAAUGAUGGAAGUGAGGAUCAGCCAUUAAGUUUGCACUUGGAUCCAGACAAGUUGUCCCCAAACCUGGGGAUAGUUGCAUCUGGCAGUUUGCUACAAGGCUAUUUGUUUUUUAUAUAUAUAAUGAUCUGUAUGCAUUUUUACAUUAAAAAUAUGAACGCUUGUGCUUGUAGAUAAUAUACAAGAAAAUAUAAAAAUAAAGAUAAAAAAUUA